AUGACACCCUCAUUAUCGAAACUAGUCGCGCUAUCGCUUUUCUUAGGGACAGCCUUGGGCGAACCCUGGAAAGCUAUCGACGCGGAUUUUCCCGACCCGAGCGUCAUCAAAACCGGCGAUGGAUAUUACGCCUUUGCCACGACUGCAAACGGUGUCAAUACUCAGAUAGCUCAUUCCGCAGAUUUCAAAACGUGGAAUGUCUUGGAUGGCCAGGACGCGCUUCCGGGUCCUUUCCCUAGCUGGGUAAAUGGUAGCCAUCCGAAGGUCUGGGCUCCAGAUGUUAUCCAACGGAAUGACGGGAAAUUCGUUAUCUACUAUUCCGCUGCCACCAGCGGAACAGGCAGUAAGCACUGCAUUGGCGCCGCAACCUCUUCCUCAGUUACCGGUCCCUACUCGCCGGAGCAAGAUGUACUUGCCUGUGAUAAGAGCAAAGGUGGCGCCAUCGAUGCUGCGGGCUUCAAGGACGAUGAUGGUACAUACUACGUUGUUUAUAAGGUCGACGGUAACAGCCUUAAUGAGGAGGGCAGCGGAUACCACCCCACGCCUAUUAUGUUGCAGAAGCUGAAGUCGGAUGCUGUGACUCCUGACGGAGAGGCCAAGCAAUUGAUUGAUCGCGACGAUGCCGACGGGCCCCUGGUUGAAGCACCUAGUCUCGUGAAGAGUGGUGGCCAGUAUUACCUGUCAUUCUCGUCCAAUUGGUACAACUCCCUCAAUUAUGACGUUAGCUAUGCCGUCGCGUCGGCCGUCACUGGUCCGUACACCAAGGCGUCGGCUCCAGAUGCGCCGUUGCUGGUUUCUGGGGAUAGCAGUAAUGUCGGAGCGCUUGGAGGUCCCGGUGGUUCUGAUUUCCGCGAGGAUGGAAGUGCUAUUGUGUUCCAUGCUUUUAACAAUGGGAAGAACAUGGCCAAGGGUCGUGGGAUGUGGGCGGCUAACGUCAAGAUUGAUGGAGGAAAGAUCUCCAUCCAGUGA
Aspergillus oryzae RIB40 is the source of this 969-nucleotide messenger RNA. Its product is annotated as glycoside hydrolase family 43 protein. NCBI's taxonomy places the organism in Eukaryota, Fungi, Ascomycota, Eurotiomycetes, Eurotiales, Aspergillaceae. Bases 1 to 969 code for a protein of 322 amino acids. The record is from RefSeq and is a predicted model, not a curated record. Gene Ontology annotation, biological process: carbohydrate metabolic process. Gene Ontology annotation, molecular function: hydrolase activity, hydrolyzing O-glycosyl compounds. The transcript is spliced from 2 exons.